Molecule: messenger RNA, 2685 nt
Organism: Peniophora sp. CBMAI 1063
Lineage: Eukaryota; Fungi; Basidiomycota; Agaricomycetes; Russulales; Peniophoraceae
Source: the annotation of a GenBank genome assembly
AUGUUCUCCUCGACCCGCCGCAGGUUGAGAUUAUCCGGCUCUCGUCUUGAAGUGAUGGAGCCGUCCAAUCACGAUGUGGUUUGUGACACCGCCGGGGAUAUGGCCGGUCUGUGGCAAGACGCGCUGGACGACUAUCGCAGGGCUCUUGUUCCGGACCUUCACGACCUAUAUGGCCGCGUGGUGGGUCAUCUGGAGCGAUGCCUUACAAGCGAGGAUAUCUUGGACCUAUUCGAGAGGUCUCUAAAGUCCUUGGACAAGCAGCGCUCGGGAAAUCAAUCAUCGCUUCGACUACGUGCGGUUUUGAAGCCGCUAGUGCGCGGUCUGGUUGUCGUUCUGGAUGCAGUUGCGGAGACAAUGUCGUCUUUGCAUGCACCUGGAGGAAAGGGCAUAUUCGCAGUCAUUGCUGUUUUGCUGCAAACCGCUAGUCGCGUCAGCGAUGUCUUUGAUGACCUGGAAAGGCUCUUUAAGCUCAUGAGCGAGUUCGUCGAGCGACUACAGGUUCGCGUGCGCGUGCCUCUUAAACAAAGUUCGAGAAAAAUCGUCGUUCGAGCGCUAGUGGUCAUUCUCAAGACCUUUGGAUCAGCCACUCGCAUGCUCACUCGCGGGCGUAUACGACAUUUCAUGCAGAUUCUCUUCUCCAAAAAGAAUGAGCUGGACGCUGCCCUGAAGGCAGUCGAAGCUGUGACAUCGGAGGAAGAAAGGAUGGCUAUCACCGAAGUGGUCGUAGACAUGCAUCGCUCAUCUGCCGGUGUCGACCAAAUCAGCCAAGAUAUCAGCAAUAUGAACGCCGGACAAGCCGAAGCCCGGGAAGAAGAUCGGACGCUGUAUCUGAGCCGAAUGGAUGAUAUGAAGCAAGAGAUCGUGGGGUUACGGCUUGACUUAGCUACCUGCCUCUUAGAAGCAUCUUCGGGUAGACUUGUGGGCUUCCGACUGCCACCUGUGCACGGGUUCAUGGGCACGGAAGAGCAGGCCCUCAUGCAUCCUAGGCUUCCCUCCUGUCGGCAGGCUCUGACUGGUCUCGCGCAAUUCGUGAUUACGAGGUUCUGCUAUGAAGACCAGGAGAUCAUGUGGCGGGGCUUGGUGACACUCCUCUCUUGGGCAAUCGACGGAGUGAACGGCAAUUGCAACAACUCGGCGCACACAGUCAUUGUCAAAGCCGUAGAUGCUCCGCAGAUCUUGGUCGUCGUCGUUCCUGCCAUGUUCACCUUUUUCCUGCUUUUCAUUACCUGGAAAUAUCUCAUCGUAUGGCGUCCGCGGGGGAGUUCAACACCAAAGAUUGUGUUCGUGGACGUGCUGGGAAAAAUAUUCAUUCUUGAGCACGAUACGUUCUCCACCUGGGAGAAAACCCACCUAUUCCUAUUGGACGCAUUCCAAAACCGUCUCGGAGACUCCUAUGUUCGCAGGCAUGAAUAUGGUGUAGGUGAUGAUGAACGAGGAUUGAUCGAACAUGAAUCUUGGGCGCGAAGAAUCAAACCCGGGGCCAUCCUCAAGAUGAGCAUCAUUAUUCGAGAACAAGUGCCGAGAUGUCCUUACUGCCUCACGGAGACAACUGGCAAUGAGACCGUCAGUGAGGAUGGCCGAAUUAUCUGUGAAGGAGCAGAUUGUGGCCUUUUAUAUGGCAUCUGCAUGCGUCGUGAGAAUAAGGAUUCUAUGGACGACUGGCCUGAAGACGGAGAUUCUGAAUUCCGGUCAAGUCAAGAUCAAGCAUCCGAGGGAAUGCAUACCGAAGUGGAGGACGCGGAUGAAGCAGAUAAUGCUGAGCACUCGUCACCACAGGACGAAAUGCUCUCGCUAGGGCCUGUGCGGCCUUCAAAUAUGGCCAAGAAGCGCUUCCAGAGGAUUAUAGUUGAACUCCCAGAUGAGAUAACUGCAGCACAUAGUGAUCUUGCGUCACCAAUCUCUGGAUCAACUUCGUCUGUACCCGCCUCAUCCAACACGACCGCGUCAUCUGCACCCGCUAUCGUGCCACAAGCUGAACAUUCCUCGGAAAACAUUCUCGCCGAUACUGUGGAUCAGUCACUACGAUCUAGCUUCGGCGUAUUCACCAAUCAGGCCACCCUAGGACAUCAAACUUUGAUGGAUGAGGAUCCUUAUGCCUAUAGAUCUCCCAGUCCUGAAGUCGUCGCCAUCAUGUCAUGCAUCUCCGUCGGUGUCGGUCCGAGCGGGGGGACCGAUAUGCUUGCUCGUGUAGCGGUCGUAGACUUUCGAGGGCAAGUUAUCGUCGACUACUUCGUACAACCAACUAUGCAAGUGACCGACUACCGCACUGCCACAACGGGAAUUCAACCUCAGUAUCUGGUGCCUGGUCGUGCGGAGCCCAUCGAGGUGGUAAGAAGUCGCGUACGUUCUAUAAUCAGGGGCAAGGUGCUCGUCGGGCACUCCCUUUGGAAAGAUCUCUCAGCCCUUGGAACCCCCCACCCUGCCGUUAACACUCGUGAUGUCGGCCUUUACCAGCCAUUCCGAAACGCAUUGAAGUCUCCCAACCAGCUGAUCAGCCUUGAAACCCUCAGUUGGAAGCUCAUGCGCCGAGAUAUGCAGGUUGACGGCCAACCAGACGCUGUCGAGAAUGCACGAGCUGCUCUCAAUUUGUAUCGCUCGCAUGCGGCGGACUGGGAACAUGCCAUCUUGGAAGGUCGCUGGCCGACAGUGCUCCCUCCGUCGAGCUUCUCUCGCUGUUAUCUCUGA